UGGAGAUGUUCACCCGGUUCUCCAGGGAGCAGGGCCUGACAGACGACGAGAUCCUCAUCCUGCCGCAGACGGACAAAUGCAUGGCAGAUGCUGCUUAGGUGAGUCCUGCCUUCACUGGAGCUCAGACCAGCCCUGCCAGAUGGCAGACCCACCAGCUGCUGCCAGCCCGAGCCCCAACAGCACCGGGAGCUGGUGACUACCCUGCCCAUCUGGCCCCCUACACCGCAGCAGCCUUUGCUCCCUGGCUUCACAACCCACACCUGUAUCCCUGUCUCAAUUAAAGCCCGUAAAAAAAACAGCCCUUGCCUGCUGGAUUGUUGUGGGGCAGGCCCAAAGAAGGCAAUGGGCAGGGGAAAGCAUGGCCAAUAGGGUUGGGACUGGGGUUAGUGGUCAGGGCUGACCCCAGCUCCUGGCUAUGGAGCUGCUGGGCUGAGACCCCAUGUGCACUCACAGCCCUGUCCUGUGGUGCUGCCUGGCCACUGAACCUGCCCUGUCCCACAAAAAGGGGUCCCUGAGUCUAGGACCCACUGGGGCAUCUGCUCCCCCUCUGCCCCCUGGGUACCCUGGGCUCCCCCAACCUCCCUGCCUUGGUUUUCCUGCUGGAGAGCAGGCUGGCAGCAUGGGAAUGGGGCAAUGGGCAAUCAGGAGGUCUCCAGAAGUUUGGGGAAGGAUGGACAUGAAGAAGAAGGAUGUCUGUAAGCUCUGGGUGUGGCUUGAUCCUGGCCACUUCCUGGGCUCCAUCCCAUGAACUCAGACCCUCUCCAGCAGUGGCGUCUGAGCCUGCUGCCACCAGCCUAAGAAGCCACCACCACUUCUGAGGGCACCAAGGCUGUGGCUUAGCCUGGGGUAGAACACCAACACAACCAUUCUCUGGCACUGAGGAUCCAGAGGCAGGAUCCAUCCCACCACUGACAGACCCCAGAACCAAUGGGAACAGCCAGGAGCGGGACCCUGGGAUGCAUGUCACACUCCUCCCUAUACACAGGGCGUGCUCUGGGCUGGGUCUCACACAAGGCUGCAUUCAUCUGGAACUGGGGGGACAGGGCCAGCACUGUCACCUAAGCCAGGUUAUCCCUGCUCUUGUGUAACCUGUUGCAUAAAGCUGGUGUGGGCAGGAGUGCUGCCAGCAGUGGGGGCUAUAAAGUGGGUGCAGCCUCUCCUGCCCACAUCCACUCCAGGGUGAGGAUGACAGCAGCACUGCCCAGCCUGGCUCUGGCCCUGCUCUGUGGGCUGCAGGCAGGGGCCCAGCUCCCUGUGCAGCCAGACUUGGACACCAAGAAGGUAAGUGGGUGCUGCCUGGCACAUCCUGCCUGGGCUGGAGGGGCUGGCUGGGGCAGGGGGCCUGUGCUGCACCCCUGGGCACCUGCCAGCCCCACCACUGAGCCAGCUCCAGGGCAGCUUCCAGGAGAGCCUCUGCAAAACCAGGUUAGUCCUGGCUGCUGUAUCCAGUGCCAACAACAGCCCCACUGCAAGGACACCAGCAUGUGGGGCCAUGAUGUCUGCAAGUGUGUGGCACUUUCCCAGGGAACAUGGGCCAGGUGCUGCACCUGUACUCUUAGCAUGGGGUAGGACAGGGUGUUCUGCAUGCAGGAAGGUGGCAGGUCCCCAUGUUUGCCCCCAGGUGGCUCUGUCCCCACAGAGGGUGGCAGGUUUCUGCAGUGGGCUGUCAUGUUCUCCACGGUGGAGGGCAGAUCCCCACAGAUGGUGGCAGGUCUCUGAAGAGGGUGACAGUCCCCACAGACAGUGGCAGGUCCACUGCAGGUUGGCAAAUUUCUGCAGUGGGCUUCCAGUCCCCUAUGGAGGAGCACAGGUCCCCCUGGCAGGUCCCCACAACUUUUCCAAAUUCCACUGGUGACGCCCUGCUGCAGUUUGCAGGGGUGUGGCAUGUCACAGCCAUUGCUUCCAACUGCUCCAUCUUCCUGAAGAUGAAGGAUGGGAUGAAGUCAUCCGUGGCCAUCAUCAGCUUCACACCAGAAGGGGACCUGGCCAUGAAGUUGGUGUGGCCCCUGAUGGACAAAUGCCAAAAGUUUGAGCUGCUCUUCCAGCAGAGCGGGCAGGCAGGGCACUACAUGGGUGCACAAGAGAAGAGGAAUCUGAGCGUGAUGGAGACAGACUACAGCCACUACGCUGUCCUGCGCGAGGUCCAGCUCAGCGAGGCAGAGCCCAGCAUGGCACUGCAGCUCCUCAGUGCGUUGGGAGUGGGGACCUGGCUCCUGGGAAGGGAUGGGGGCACCAGCGGGCAGGGGCUGGGCUUCCCACCACGAGCCAGGGCCACCACCAGCAGCACCCCAUGUCCAUCACCUAGGGAAUUAAUUUUGGGGUGAAUGAAACUUUGCACUAAAGAAAUCUCCAGUGAGGGUUAAACCAGAGCCCCCUGAAGUGUGCAAGCCCAAGCCUGCCAGCUACCCCAUACCACCCCAAACAAAUGGGUCGCUGAUCCCAAGGGGCUUGUGCCCCUUUGCUGCCAGCCCAGGGCAGCUGUGCAUUGCCUGGUGUCCACCCUGCAUGUUCAUUGCUUCACCUUGGCCCUUCCCUGGGCUCCAGCUGCUGCCCCGCAGUACCUGGACCCCCAGUGUGGGGCUGGCUGCUGGGAUUCCUUGUACUCACCAGCCCCCACUUUGGUGUGUGGCUGCAGCAAGGGAGCAGGAUGUGAGUAGCCAGCUCCUGCAGAAGUUCAUGGAGCUCAUCCCCACCACGGGCCUGACCGAGGACAUGCUGGCCAUCCUGCCCAAGUCGGGUGAGUGGCCCAAGGGCACAGCGUG
Onychostruthus taczanowskii (white-rumped snowfinch) is the source of this 2762-nucleotide messenger RNA. Its product is annotated as lipocalin-like. The transcript is spliced from 5 exons. Gene Ontology annotation, molecular function: small molecule binding. Bases 1608 to 2324 code for a protein of 238 amino acids. Lineage: Eukaryota; Metazoa; Chordata; Aves; Passeriformes; Passeridae. The record is from RefSeq and is a predicted model, not a curated record.